AUGCGUUUCCAGCACAGAUAUUUAUGUCGUCUCUUUCUCUCUCUACAUCAUCACACACUUCGCUGCAUCCCAUCCUUUCUCUCUCUAAAUCUCUCUCUCUCCUCUUGCAAUAAAAGCCUCUCGAUUCUCGGCGUUUAAAUCCACCAUUUCGAAUAUGUGUUAGUCUAAAAUUCGAUCUCAUUCUUGGCUUUGAUCGAGAAUUUUCAUCUCCAAGAAGCUAGCAGAUCAGCGAUUUCUGAACUUCUAAAGAUUAUUUGAGAAGCAAAGCUUAUCAGUAAAAGCUAGGGGACGAAUUGUUUGUGGAAUUAGGGAUUAUUUAUAUAGAUUCAGAUCUAAAGCAUAACUAUGUCUUUCACCGGCACUCAGCAAAAGUGCAAGGCUUGUGAGAAGACAGUUUAUCCAGUAGAGCUGUUGUCUGCCGAUGGAGUUGAUUAUCACAAGUCAUGUUUCAGGUGCUCUCACUGCAAAGGAACGCUCAAGCUGAGCAAUUACUCUUCGAUGGAAGGUGUCUUGUACUGUAAGCCUCAUUUUGAGCAGCUCUUCAAGGAGAGUGGGAAUUUCAACAAGAACUUUCAGUCACCUGCAAAGUCGGCUGAGAAGUUAACUCCAGAGAUGACAAGAUCACCAAGUAAAGCUGCCAGCAUGUUUUCUGGGACACAAGAAAAAUGUGCAACGUGUGGUAAAACGGCGUAUCCACUGGAGAAGGUGACGGUGGAGAGCCAGAGCUAUCACAAGUCAUGUUUCAAGUGCUCUCAUGGUGGCUGUUCUAUAACUCCGUCAAACUAUGCAGCCCUCGAGGGAAUUUUGUACUGUAAACAUCAUUUCUCCCAGCUUUUCAAGGAGAAAGGGAGCUACAAUCAUCUUCUCAAGUCUGCAUCAGUGAAGCGCCCAACGGCCUCUGUUCCAGAAGCAUGAGAUUCCAUAUCCUUAUUUAUUAUCUAUCUACAAGUGUUUGAUUUGCUUGUGUGUGUUUUCCUUCAGAUUUCUCUUUUGCUUUCCAUGCCCGAAAAUCGAAUAAAUUUGGUUUUCUGCACUUCGGUCAGCAUCUUCUUCUUGUUGUUUGAUUGUUACGGGAUUCUCAUUGCCAAUGUGGCUCUUAUAAGCCUUGUUUUAAUAGAGGUUUGUUAACUAAUUGAACUUUCAAAUGAAUUUGAUUAUUCUGUUCCCAA
Molecule: messenger RNA, 1169 nt
Organism: Cornus florida
Lineage: Eukaryota; Viridiplantae; Streptophyta; Magnoliopsida; Cornales; Cornaceae
Product: LIM domain-containing protein WLIM2b
Exons: 6
Coding region: 346-915 (189 amino acids)
Biological process (GO): actin filament bundle assembly
Cellular component (GO): actin cytoskeleton; plasma membrane
Molecular function (GO): actin filament binding
Source: RefSeq, a predicted model, not a curated record